This is a messenger RNA of Nematocida minor, 1842 nucleotides long. RefSeq lists its product as uncharacterized. The record is from RefSeq and is a predicted model, not a curated record. NCBI's taxonomy places the organism in Eukaryota, Fungi, Microsporidia. The transcript has a single exon. The coding region runs from base 1 to 1842 and encodes 613 amino acids.
AUGGAGAUACUUCAUAGAGCUAUAUGCAUGUUCUUAAUUUUAACAAAGAUAACUGAGGGCUAUAAGAUACCCAACCCAUCUUCCAGCGAAUAUUCGAAAGGCGCAAACACUUCAAAUGACAGAAAAGAGCUUAUAGAGCUUAUUAUCGAAAUUAACAAUAUGAAUGUAAAAAACAAUAAUGUGUUUUAUAGUGAAAACAAAGAGUAUACUGUAAAAUUUCUAAAAGUAGAUAAAGUGUACAAUGCCUUUUUAACAGGCGAUACCCAGACUGCAUUUAUUUUUGAUAUGAUAGAAAGAGACUUUUUAGAAGAGCAUCCGCACUUUGUUUUAAUAAACAACAAAUCCAGAAAAUUAUUCAUGGAAAAUAACACGCAUAUCAUAAACCGUUUGAGAAACAGAGAAUACAAUGAAAAUGCACAGUUUCAGAUGAAAGAAGUUAAAAAUGAAUUUACGGAAAUGUGGGGCACAAAUACCUACAAAUGUAUUAUAAUAGCAAAUUUUAGAGAAAUAGAUAAAAUAGACCGCAAAAUACUACUAAAUUACAAUUAUAAAAGUAUAAAUGAGUUGACAAAUAAUUUAGAGAAGCUUAGUUUUACUAAAAACACAGAAAUCGAAGUAUGGACGCGCCCUCUUAUUUUAAGAAAUGACAUAGAUCCUGAAAAAAAAGACACUGUAUGGGUUGAGUUUAUAAGAGACAAGGAUUUAGAUGGUAGCCAUUUUAACGAUAGGGACAAUCGAUAUAUUCUCAGAUUUAUAUUUGAUACUUGCUUGAACAUUUCUAAUGAGUCAAACAAUAACACUAUCAACUACAUGAAUGAUAGUAAUACAGGCGUAUAUACUAGAUCGUCAAACCAUCGCCUUGAAAACAGUGCUCCACUCGAUGCCAGCAGCAAAUUUAAGCACUCCUAUGAGCUUAGCGAUCCACUCGUUCUUAUUUUGAUCCAUGUAAUGGCAAAAAAUCUUAUUCCUACCUCUUACAUAGGCCAAGAAGACGAGGUUUUAUUUUUCUACAAUAGGAAUUUAUCCUGUAAAAAUAUAACUUCAGUUGAUAUAUUGAAAAAUUAUGGACUGUAUUUUUUAUUCCCCACAUGGUGCAUUCAGAUAUGCCUCAUGCACAUGAAUCGUAAAAACGAAACUGAAUUUUAUAAUAGUGAUAAUUUAGACUAUGUAUACAACCAAAUUAUAAGGUGUUUCUACAUUCAAAACUGCCUGUCCACUUUAACUUUUACAGUUACAGAGGCAUCGAGUACUAUUGUUUUAGCAAAUUAUGAUAGCAUGGAUGAAAAAGUGCCAGUGCUAGAGUCUUUCGAUAGGUACAAGCCCACUCUAUACGCAAACAAUAUCCUGCAAAACUAUCAUAAACUUGCCUGCAGUUCAGCUAUAAUAGCUAAUGUGCUCCAUGAAGAACAGGAAAUGAGAAAGCACGAAGAACUAUACACAGCUUUGGACGAAAUAGCAGACAUAAAAGAGAGCAGUUUAAUCGUGUGGAAAGACCCCCUCAACUAUUCCGUCAUUUGGGUCAAGUUUAGAAAAUCAAAGUUUAUAAUGGCACUGCUGAAUAUACUGAAAAAUAAAGAAAAAGAAAUGGUGGAUGCUUUAGAACAAACACAAAACAAAGAGGAAAUGCCAACAGAGUAUGAACUAGAACAGCUGCAGCUAAACAUCGCAAAACUACAAGAACUAUCAGAAAGCUGCACAGAAAAUGAAGAAAUGGUAUUUCCAUGCAACAGAGAUCACUUGAUUUUCAAAAAAAUGCUAUCUUUAAUACAGGCUAGCUUGCUAGCACGCAGCUUAUUUUUGAACAUACAGCCCUUGAUCAAACUGCUCAACGAUAUUAUUUAA